This is a messenger RNA of Salvia hispanica, 972 nucleotides long. NCBI's taxonomy places the organism in Eukaryota, Viridiplantae, Streptophyta, Magnoliopsida, Lamiales, Lamiaceae. The record is from RefSeq and is a predicted model, not a curated record.
AUGAGUGAGAAAGUAGAAAAUGAGAGAGAAGAGAGGGAGGAAAGAGAGAUGGUUGAUCAUUGGAACCACGAGCAUCCACUUACUUUGGUGGAAGCUUCUGGAGCAAGUUUUUGUUAUGGGUGUCUAACGUCUUUCAGAAGAGGAGAGAAAUGUUAUGAAUGUAGCCAGAAAUGUGAGAAUUAUGUCCUACUACAUGAAGACUGUGUAGAGGCGCCGAGGAAGAUCAGACACGCAAUGCACCCUCAACACACACUCACUCAACAAUCCAGCCUUGAUGGAGUGGAAGAAGGCCGCUGUUCAAUCUGCCAAAUGAAUGCCUGGGGAAUAUUCUACAGAUGUACUAGCGCAGAAUGUGCGUAUAUGAUGCAUAUCAGAUGCGCACAGGGAAGUGACAUGAUGUAUGGAGCAGAAGAUGAGGAGCGCAGCAUCAUACAUCAUCCGAGUCACCCCAACCAUGAAUUGAAGCUGUUUAGGAGGUUUUGUACCUCCAAGUGCGAUGCUUGCGGCACCACACAUGCCAAAGGGAGUUCCUACACAUGCACUGCACCGGCAUGUCAGUAUUGGAUCCAUGAGAGAUGUGCUUCCUUGCCACAGAAUAUCCAAAGGGAAGAUCAUCAUCACUCUCUCUCUCUCACUUUUCAUGUCCCUCCUCAAUAUCUCCGAUACAACUACCGUUGUGAAGUUUGCAGUAAAAGAUUAAUAUCCAAAUAUUGGAUAUAUCACUGUGAGCUUUGCAGAUAUGCUGUCCAUCUCACCUGCGCCUUCACCAAAUCGCCACACACCACUAGAGAGAAAGGGAUUAUGGAGUUUCCAAUAAAUGAUGGGGCGGACCUAAUUGGAGCUUUUGUAAGGAGACAAGGAGUUGAUACACAUUCACUCAUCCUUGAUCAUCAAGAUGAUGUUGAUUAUGAGUUCCACCAUCACAAACUCAGAUUAGUAGUAAAGAAUACAAUACUACUACAUGAGAUGUAG